This is a messenger RNA of Echinostoma caproni, 1860 nucleotides long. NCBI's taxonomy places the organism in Eukaryota, Metazoa, Platyhelminthes, Trematoda, Plagiorchiida, Echinostomatidae. The record is from the annotation of a GenBank genome assembly.
AUGGCUGUAUUUUCCCUCCCUGGACAAGAGUACCCGGUACUGACUCAGGCGGCUGCUCCGUACGCCACAAUGAUGCUUCCUCAACCGGGUGGUGGUACUGCUCUAUACCUACCUUCCACAUUACAAUCAACUAUGCCCGGUGCUGGGUCCCCAUAUGCACAAUUAUCUCAACAGCAAGUUACGGCAGCUCUACAACAGCAGCACUAUCACCAACCCGCAGGUAAUGCGGUUACCGGCCAGAUGACGCCUGUUACCGUGAGCACCAAUAAUGUUGGGGCGCAGUCUAGUCCAACGGCCGCUGUAAUGGCCGCGGCUGCUGCCAUGGCUGCGGCGGUACAGUGGCCACAGCAGACUACACAAACGACCGGACCACAAAAUUCCCAGCAGUUAAAUAACGUUACCACUCAAAGCGUACCUCAGCCAACUGGUGUUACCCAAGCAGUUGUGCAAAACACUUCAAUUACACCUCAGCAAGCUGCCGCCAUGGCUGCUGCUGUCGCUGCACAACACCAGGCGGCUUGGCGGUGGUCACCCACAAUCCAGCAAAGCCAGUCACAGACACUUUCCACAACAUCGUCACAUGUGCCAACUUCCAGUUGUGCAACGACGUCGUCUGCCAUUUUGGGAAGUACGACAUCUACGCCGGCGCUACACAAUCAGAGCUUACAGCCGACACAACAGGUGAGUGACAGCAGUCUAUCCUUUAUGCAGCCGGCCGUUGCAACUCUUCCGACGGCAAUUCGAUUAGCACAGCAGCCUCUGCUGGCGGCGUCCACAGCAGCAUUGUUUGCUGCCGCAUUUCAGCCUCCUAGCGCCACUUUGUUCGCUGCCGCAUCAAACGGGGUUCUGGAUAUGACUACUGCGGCUGCUUUAGCGGCCCUGGCUUCCAUGAAUCAAACGAACGCAGCUAGUUCUGAAAUUCUGAGUAAAACCGACAACGAACCAAACGAUGAUUUUGUUCUAUGCGCCUGUUCUGUCUCGCAUGUGUGCCAGGGUUCGCCGACCGCUGCCAUUGGUCCAGCUACCUAUUUGUACAGCCCCAUUGCAGGAGCUGGACAUGAGCUAAUGUUUUUCCAACAAACAAGCUCGCCAUUCGCAGCCAACUCGACUAGUGAUUACAGUACGGACCACAGUACACACUCCUCGGGUUUGCUAGAAUCUGUCGAGCCAUUGAGUUUUCCGUGCGAAGCAACACCACUUGGUCGUCACUCACAACAACUUGGUGGACAGAUAGCUGGUGCUCUUGGUAGCCACUUAGACGCCACCUGUCUGUCUCCAUACGCUGCGUUCGCUCCACUGCUGGAUUUCCAACAACAAGCACAUGGUUCCGGGCAACACAGCACUAUUCUGCAGUCCAACUCUAUUCAGCAGCUAAGGCAAACUCACCAUCAGCCCUCGCUUUUGACGACUCAUCAAGCUGCUUCCGCGCAGCACUUUGUACCAAUAGCUCACGGUUCAACCUCACUCGUGACCCAAGGUCAACAACAACCCAAGCUGUACUCACAAUCUGCCCUGUCUUCACUAACGCACGCGGCAGCACCUGGAGUGAAUACAUGCGCCUUGCCAUCAAAUAUGUACGGAACGACUUCUGUUAAAGUUGCGGCACUUACUGAUCUGGCCUCGGCAAACGAGUUGUCCGUUAGUGCAUCAAUGGCUCAAUCUUCAGUUAUCCAACCUUCUAUUAGUGCUUCGGGUGUCUCGGUCACUAAUGGCAACAGCAUGAGCGGCCCAGCUCCCUCUGCGUCUCAACUACAGCAGCCAAACACAGCCAAUUUGAAUUCAGCUACUACCCAAGGAAGCGCUGUCGUUUCUGCCUUAACGGUUGAUUCUGUCGGAGUUGUCCCCGGUAAUCAUCGGUAG